CAAGUAUUCCGUCCCUCGGUACACUCGUUGACUGCUCCCGGGAAGGAGCGGUGUCGGCGGGACACCGAGGCGGAAGAAGACGAGAGUGAGGAAACUCAGAAAGCUGCCCGCCUGAAGAGACUGGAAGGGGGAGGGGCAGUGGAAGUAGUCCCGGCUGCGCCUUGGUCGCGUCGCCUAAAAAUAGCGCCCCGUGGAUAUCCGUGCGCUGGUGUCAGCGUCUCUGGAGGAGCCUCGGCUGGGGAGGCGGCGGCAGCUGCGGAGGAGGGGAGUGAGAAAGGCGCUGACGGGUUUUUGUUACGACAACACAUUGCAUGGUGUUGUGUGCAGCCUUUAGAAGAGAAUUGUCUACCAUGUGCUAGGAUACGAAGUUUGCAUUAUUUGACUUGUGUUUCUGGAUUAUAAAAAAGAAACAGAGAAAAUGGGGAGAAAGAAAAUACAGAUCACAAGAAUAAUGGAUGAACGGAACAGACAGGUGACCUUCACAAAAAGGAAGUUUGGAUUAAUGAAGAAAGCCUAUGAACUGAGUGUGCUUUGUGACUGUGAAAUAGCACUCAUCAUUUUUAACAGUUCUAACAAACUCUUUCAAUAUGCCAGCACGGAUAUGGACAAAGUUCUACUCAAAUAUACUGAGUACAACGAACCCCAUGAGAGCAGAACCAACUCAGAUAUUGUGGAGGCUCUGAACAAGAAGGAAAACAGAGGGUGCGACAGCCCAGACCCUGACACUUCAUAUGUGCUCACGCCACAUACAGAAGAAAAAUAUAAAAAAAUUAAUGAAGAAUUUGAUAAUAUGAUGCGGAAUCAUAAAAUCGCACCUGGGUUGCCUCCGCAGAACUUCUCCAUGUCAGUCACUGUUCCUGUGUCCAGCCCCAAUUCUUUAACCUACAGUAAUCCUGGGAGUUCACUUGUAUCCCCAGCAUUGGCAGCAAACUCUACCUUGACCGACACCACCAUGUUGACCCCUCCUCAAGCCUCACUGCAUCGAAAUGUAUCACCUGGAGGUCCCCAAAGACCACCAAGUACAGGCAGUGCAAGUGGUAUGUUGACCACAACUGAUCUCUCAGUGCCAAAUGGAGCUGGCUCUAGUCCAGUGGGAAAUGGUUUUGUGAACUCACGAGCUUCACCGGGUUUGUUGAGCAGUACUGGUGGUGGGAAUGGUCUAAGCAAAGUGAUAACUACAAAAUCUCCUCCUCCCCCUGGAGGGGGCAGCCUUGGAAUGAACAAUCGCAAGCCAGAUCUCCGUGUUGUCAUCCCUCCGUCUAGCAAAGGCAUGAUGCCUCCAUUGUCGGAGGAGGAUGAAUUGGAGUUGGUGAGUCUGGGUUCCUACUUGAACACACAGAGGUUAAGCAGUUCUCAGUCUACACAACCUCUUGCAACACCAGUUGUAUCUGUGACAACUCCAAGUUUGCCUCCGCAGGGACUGGUAUAUUCUGCUAUGCCCACAGCUUACAACACUGAUUACUCCUUGACUAGUGCAGACCUGUCAGCUCUGCAGGGAUUUAACUCCCCAGGAAUGCUGUCAUUAGGACAAGUAUCAGCCUGGCAACAGCAUCACCUAGGACAGGCAGCUCUCAGCUCUCUUGUGGCUGGAGGCCAGUUAUCUCAGGGUUCCAAUUUAUCCAUUAACACCAACCAAAAUGUCAACAUCAAGUCUGAACCGAUUUCACCUCCUCGGGAUCGAGUGACUCCAUCCACGUUCCCGCAGCAGCAGCAACAGCAGCAACAGCCGCCGCCACCAGCAGCGCAGCCACCGCAGCAAGCGCAGCAGCCACAAUCACGGCAGGAAAUGGGGCGCUCUCCUGUUGACAGUCUCAGUAGUUCCAGUAGCUCGUAUGAUGGCAGCGAUCGCGAGGACCCGCGGAGUGACUUCCAUUCUCCAGUUGGGCUGGGAAGACCUCCAAAUUCAGAAGACAGGGAGAGUCCGACGGUGAAGCGGAUGAGAAUGGACACCUGGGUGACAUAAACUUCCAGUUCCUCCUUCUGUUUCUACUUUUGAGUUAUCCCAAUGAACAGUCCUGACAUAUCGAAAUUUAUAAAUAAGGACAUGAAAUAAAUAUUUAUAUGUAUAUAAAUACAUGCAUAUAUAUCUUUGUAUACGUAUAUAUGUGUGAGUGUGUGUGUGUAGCAAGACACAAAAAGAAAAAUCAGCAGGCACUUAUUACCAACUCCUUGUAUAGUGCAGAAUGCCCCAUUUUAUUUUAUUUUUAAAUAGAACAGAAGAACUCUUAUAGGUGUUGAUCUAGUCUGGCACUUAACCUGGAAUUUGUUUCUUGAACCAUGUAACCUGUUUUGCAAAGGAAAUGUUGUCCCCAUAUGUAAUCUACCAAAUUAGAUGGCAGAAAUGUGAGGGCUUGCCUGUAGUUGUGUUCCGUGUGUGUUUUCCAGCAGCUGUGUGAUCCCUGUAGUUAAAAUUACGCUUUGUAGCAACAGAGAAGUAGAAAAAAAGAAAGCAAUACUGUACAUAGAAUGACCUCUGUCAUACCCAGUCUAGCAUGGGUCUCUCUUGCAAAGGGUGCAUGAAGAAGGGCUGGCAUUAUUUUAGACACACACACGUGCGCAUGCACACACACAUACACACACACACACACACACACGCACACACACACCCCUCUGUUUUUGCACGUGCAAACAAAAUACAGGGGUCAGGUAAGAUUUUCUUUUUAAACCCAGUGAGAAAGACACAUAAAUAAUGAGCAUGAAAUAUUCAGAAAAUGUUAGCCUAGAAAAUAGUCCAUAAAGAAAUUUUUAAUAUAUUAAGUUAUAAUUGGAAUAUGUUUUAAAAGCUAUUUCUUAUGUUCCUCCUACCUUUUUUAAAAUAGUGGAAAACAAUUUUAGCUCGUGUAUAUUUUUUAUUAAAGAAAACAUACCCUUCUUGAAGACUAUAUAGAAAGUUAUAUACAGUACUUUUGAACACAUCCUGCUAUGAAUUAUUUAUACAAGCCAAAGCUAUAUGGUGUAGCUUUUUUUUUUUUGGUAGAGGAUAGUCCUAACUUGGUUUUUUGACUGCCUGGUUUUUGUUUGUUUUUGUUUUUUAGGUUUCAGGGGAGGAAGGAAAAAAUCUUGCAGGCAGAACCUUGGGGAAAAAUAAGCCAUGAAUACUUAUUAUUCUAUAUGUAAAUUAAAAUUUGAGCCAAACUUUGUGUAUAUAGCAUCUUAAAUAUAUUAUCACCUUUUGGUGUAAGUACGUAUGUAUUGUACGUUCACCAGAUUAAAAAGUCUAUUUUUGUGGAUUGACGCCAACUUGAAGAAAAAAAGAAAAGGCGAGGUCCUUAUUAAGUAGAGUAUUCACUGUUUAAUAUUUACUAUUUUGUUCAAUAUACUGUACUUCCUUUUAGAUUUUAAUUAAUAUUAUCCAGAUUUUUUCAGAGGGUGUUUUAAAAAGGGGCUGCCCCCUCUCACUGGUGGUGAAUGUGUGUUGUUAAAAUUGUACUCUUUUUUUGUGCUGUAUGGUAAAGCUUCAUUAUACAUUUUAUAAAUAUAUAUAUAUACAUAUAUGUGUAUAUAUACAUAUAUAAAUAUAUGUAUAUAGAUAGCAAAGUGAUAACCCCCUCCCCAAUCCCCUCCACAAAAAUUGGUGUCAAGUUCAUCCUGCAUAAAUAGAAACAAGGUGUUGUAACAUGUUUUUAAGGCAUUAUAUUAAAACUGCCUCUUGUAGGGGCUGGGGGUGCAGGGAGAACUCUCUUUAAUACUCAUGUUGUUGAAGUAAUGGAAACAUACACUGAGAAGCAAAAAAGGGGUUUUGAAGUGGUAUGUGGAUCUGGAGCAGACUUAGGUUCUAGAAAUGAUUUAUUAUUAUUACUAUGGUUCAUACAUCAGAGCAAUUCAUCAUGAAUUAAUUAACCUGCAGGUCUCCAAAACAUGCACCGGCAGCUAUUUUGAACAUACAAGCCAUGUUGGGGUUAUGUCACAAAUUGUCAUGUUCUGUGAACCUGGGCAUUGUAGCUUACUUGAGGGUUAUAUAGCUCUCAGAUAAUCCUAGAACUCUUGGUAUUAUUUAGGACAAGUAUCUUUCAAAGUGGUGCUCGUGGGAGAGGAGUGGGUUUUUGAUCCUUCACUUUUCAGCUUAAGGGUUGCUUCACAUGGAGCUGAGGGAGGUACCCAUAUUCUGAUAUGAAUAUACUUCAAGGAAUGGCAACCAGCAUAUAUUUUACAAUAUGCAUUUUGAGUAUGUUCAAGUUGCAUCUUGACCGUCAAAUUAGAUGUGAUGUUAGUGUUGCUGUAGUGCACAUGAUACCUGCUGACGGAGUUGAUGAUUCAGGGUGGCAGAAGGUGUGGGGUGAGGGGAAUUAAAUCCCCUUACCCCCUCCUGCAGCCCUGACCAAAACAAAACAAAACAAAACAAAAAAAAUCCCCACUCCAAAACUGCCAUUUGCAGUGGGAGAAAAGCUCCCAUUGACAGCAGCUUCCAUUGAAAAAAUGUAUUCAUCAUUAUGUCUGAUUCAACCUGUCAAUGCGAAUAGUCUUACACCUCCAUUUAACUUAACUAGUCUGCGAAAGUAAAAUCCAGUUUAGCAAUGAGUGUCCUUAAUUUCAUUUCAGGUCAUUACUUUUUGCAACAGUUAGGAAGUCCUGUAAAUUGCAAAGGCUGUUGCAAUGCUAGUAAAACUUUGGUAAGUGGCUUGGAUAGAAUUCCAUGUCUGGGUCAGUUCACAUGCAGGAUGUGUGAGCACUUGAGAACUGCUCCGAGCACUUAGCUUCACAGUAGAUAGGCAAAGAUAAGAGCCCAUGUCUCCAUGUUUGGGCUGCAGACAUGUCUGAUGCAACCUGCGCAAUUUGGAUGGCUCGAAAAGUGUCAUCAUAGUAGUUUGAUUUUCUGUGGAGUGAAAAGAUCAAUUCGUGCUUUGCAUCUGGUUUACUGUGAUGUUGCAGGGCAUGUACUAUAUAAUUUCUCAGUGCUUAGAAAGAAAGCAAAAAUGAAAGCUGUCCCCUGUAUAACUCAUUUGCUUAACCCUUCCCACCCUUCUUUAUGUAAAACUGUAUGUCCCAAUAAUGGGUUCUUCAGCUUGACUUUUUUUUUCCAAUUUUUAAAAGAAUUCUGGAAAUGUGUAAGUGGCUAGGCUCUGUUGCCCACCUUGGUUAUACUUCUGCAACCCAGCUACUUUUAUCUUGAUGGGGUAGAACAAAAAAGCACUGAAGUGUUUGGUCCUCAUACCACUGUUUAGACUCGCAUGGGAUCCAAAAUCACCACUUCACAGCUCUCUCUGAUGCUUCAAAAUGGUAUGUUUCUCAGUCACUAUUUAUGCAUCUAUAUGAACUUUGCUGUACAUUUGAAUGGGAGUUCUUCAUUUCACAUUUACUGUCUGAUUUCUUGUGUGCCUUAAUGAGAUGGCUUUGCUGACUGUAUCUCAAUAGUCUUUAUUCCUAUGCAGGUUUGUAAGGAGUUACAUCACCAUACAUUUUCUUUAAAAAACAAAAGAAAAAGAGGCUUGGGCUUAGUACUUGAAUCAAGCCAACCAAAUCUUUAAAAAAUUAAGUUCUCCAAAUCAGACUGUUAAUUCCUCGCCCAUCUCCUUGUUUUAGGAUCUGGCUCUAUCCAUUGUCUCCUGUGAAACAACUUCACAUCAUGAAAAUGCUUUUUAAAAAUGCUGCCUUUUUAUAAUUAACACUAAUAAUGUAACUCUAGACAUUUUGGAAGUCUUUUAACACCUUGAUACUGUAGGCGAGGGUCGUUGUGAGUGCAGACAGGAUGGCUGCAGUAGUGUCCCAUGCUUGAGCAUGUGAGUGAGUCGGUGUUUCUAUGCUCCCAUUUGCUAUUCCUUCGUACCAAAUAUUAAGUUUUGCACUGAAAGUAGCUGGCUCUGCAGCAAUCCAAAAUGAUUUUAGGGUGCUAUAUACCUGAGUGACCCCUGUACCCUCUGAGCCCAGUUUCCUGCUGUGUAACAAGAGUUGUGCAACUAAUCCAGUAGCAGUGAGUCGUGGCGACCCAUGUGGGCUGCUCCAAAGAAUUCUCCAUCCUGUUCCAUAUCCUUGUUGUUCCUUGAGCCACAGCUCCCCAAGUCGCAUGCAGGGGAGUUUGUGUGAUGUUGUGGGAGAACGGGGGUGGGGAAGGGGCUGCUGUUUAAUGAUGCUGUAAAAUCAUACCAGUUACAUGCAAACUUGUUCUUUAGGGGUUUUCUUUUCUUUCUUUAAGUAGCUAUUUAAGUAACAAGUUCUAAGUGAUGCUCUUAGAAACCAAUCCAAACACUGCAGGAAGGCACAUGGCACAAUUUCUAGGCCAGCUCUGCCUCAGAAAGGGGAUUUAUUGCUUGAAACGGCCUCAUGUCAGACUCAUGGCCACCCUGCUGGAUAAGACCAAAAGGUCCUGCCUGGUCUGGCAUUCUGUCCACAUGGUGGCCUGUGGGCAGCCCACAAGUAGGACUUGAGUGCCCUAGCAUCCUGCCAUUCAUGUUCCUCAGCAACUGGUAUGCCUAGGCACACCAACUCUCAUACUGGGGGUAGCAUAUAGCCAUCAGGACUAGUAGCCAUGGGUAGCUUUCGCUAUGAAUUUUGUUCAACACCCCCUCCCAUUCAAGCCGUCCAAAUCAGUGGCCGUUAACUACAUCUUUUGGCAGUGAAUUCCAUAGUUCAGCUAUGGAUCGUGUAAAAGAAUAACUUGAUUUUAUCUCCUGAAUCUCUCACCAGUCAUCUUCAUGCAAUGACCCUCCUUGUACGGGGAGGGGGGGGGGAAGUCCCCCAUCUACUAUUCUGCUUGAGGAAGGCUAGCAUACUGGGUGUGUUGGCUUUCUGCAUGCAGGGGCUUUGGACAAGAGAGCACUUUCAAAGAAGUGACAAUCCCACCCUCUCUGCCAGGUUCUGAGGUGCUCCUGGCUUGUCAAGAAGGCCAUUCCACACUUCUCAUGCUUGUUUUUUCUAAUUCUACAGCUUGUGCAUUGAGGUUGUUCACCUACACACCUUUUUGAUCCUGAAAGAGCAUAAUGAGAUUUAAAAAAAAAUCCAUGGAUUUAAUCGUAUAACUAGAAUCAAUGGCAUUCAAGACAAGACUGCAACUACAUUUUAUCUUGCAGAUAUCCACGUUACUAGAAUGGCGUCGAAUGUUGCAGACAUGGCAACACUGACUUGACAUGGCAUGCUAAAUAACGCAUAUUCUUUCUAAAGAGAAGUAAGGCGUGUAGGUAAUGCUUUAGCCCUUAACUAUAAAGGACACUAAUGCAUUGACAAGUGUACUGUGCGCACAAGAAAUACAUAGUAAAUAGGGAACAUAAAUGACUCCUGCCAGAUAAACCAUGGGAAGAAGUUUGAAAUUUAGAAUGUGAAAGACUGAAAAAAUUAUUAGAAAUUUUCCUCACUUUGCUGUGCAAGAAAACACUGCUUUGCUAUAUUUAAAUAAGAAAAGCUUUUUUAAAAUAAAAUAUAUGUACUUGGUAAAUGUUUGUAGUCAAGAGUUCACAGAUGAAGCUGUUUGCGGUUAAAGCCGCCUGGCGGCACAAGCUGGACUUUGUUGCCAUCUUUGAGACGAAUCUUUAAGAAAAAAAAAAAUAAGUUAAUCUUUUUCCCUGAAUGUGGUGUUUUUUUCUUCAUUAUACAAUAAAUAUUCUAGUGAACUUUUUAUGAAAUGGUUGAGAAAAUGCUAGAAGUUGUUGUAAAAUAUUUGUAUCUUGCAUUCACUAAAGUAAAAAUACUGGCUUUUACUGUGUA
Messenger RNA from Varanus komodoensis (Komodo dragon), 7635 nucleotides. RefSeq names its product myocyte enhancer factor 2A (gene MEF2A). Lineage: Eukaryota; Metazoa; Chordata; Lepidosauria; Squamata; Varanidae. The record is from RefSeq and is a predicted model, not a curated record. The coding region runs from base 419 to 1963 and encodes 514 amino acids. Gene Ontology annotation, biological process: cell differentiation; heart development; positive regulation of transcription by RNA polymerase II. The transcript is spliced from 11 exons. Gene Ontology annotation, molecular function: DNA-binding transcription factor activity, RNA polymerase II-specific; RNA polymerase II cis-regulatory region sequence-specific DNA binding; histone deacetylase binding.